CACCCACCCCCCAUCCGUCCCAAUCGGUCGUGCGGACACCCAGUAGCAACACCAGCCAACCCCCCGCUUGCUUGUUUCACAACGCCGGCAGGCUCGUGGUCAAUUCGUCGCGAUAUAUCAGAAAAAAAAAAGUGAGCGGCAGUCAGAGAAAGACUCGGAAAGGCCUACACCUCAAUCAAUUUCCCCCCUCAAUCGAUUCCCUCCCUCAACCGAUUUCCUCCCUCAGUCGUCCCCCCCUUCCAAUUCCCAUGCCCACUCCCACCCUUUUGCGCUCUUGGCUUCCCGCCUGCCAUCACUGCUGCCCUUCCCGACGGGCUGUCCCCUCUUGGACUCGGCGUUUGUCAUCAUCCGAAAUCCCUACAGCAGGACUGUCCGCGUCACGUACCAACGAUGGAGCGUCGGCACCAGCUGUUGGCCGCAACCCAGAUGACGAUGAUGGUCGUAGUGCACCCGGCCGCGCCCGUGAGGCCACCGUUCCAAUCGGUAGUUCCUUUUUGGCCGGAGAAUCCACGAAUACAGAGCCACGUUCCGACAGCUCAGGAACCGACAUCGUUCGCAUCGUCAGGGACCCAAGUGGUUGGGCUCAGCGAGCAGUACGGCAUACGCGGAGCGGGACGGCUGAUCGGGCCUCGGGCAUGGGCGGCCGCACCUUGAACAGCAUGCUUCCAUCGAGACCAUCAGACCAAGGAUGGAGGACUACUUCGGCAACUGGCCAUACCCAAAAAGGCGAUGCUACUGGCAAGAGUGCCACCACCACCUCCACCGCCACCACCGUCGACCUGGACUUCCAACCAUCCUCGACGGUUCAACUGAAAGGGAUUGGGACGACGCUUCUGGGAGCCGACAUACGUCGUCUGAUCCCACGAAAGCACCACCUUCCUGAUUUCAAGGACGACCACGACAUCGUGCGAGUGAUUCCCUUCCGUGAUUUCAGAUCGCUCGAUCGGCGUCCUAUCUAUCACAUCACAUUUACCACCCCGACGGCGGCCGGCACUUUUACGUCUAAGAUGCUGUCCUUCUCGGACCCCAAAGUGCCCGGGCGGCCCGUCGUCAGAUUUCCGCCAGGAUCGAGCCCAGAGUUCACGCAUGCUGACCGCCGCAGCAAGAGCAUCAAGGAACAGGAGGUGAUCCUGCAGGGUGUCCUCACUGCCGGUGGGGGUGCACCUGGCCGAUGCGUCCUGCUCACGAUCUGUGGACUCGGCGGCCGGAUCAGAUCGACAGGACUCUUGCCCAGGACGGACGAGGUCAGGGCGAUAUUGGAGGAGAAACAGGUGCAGCUCUGUCCCGGGGACACGGAAAGCGGUAGCGCGGGAGUGCAGAGGGUCGUGUUGGAGAAACGUGGCAACAACGUCUCGACUAGGGUUUUGAAGGCGGACGGGAGGGGACUCGGUGCGGAGGGCAGAUGGCUGAUUCGCUGUCGGAGCGAGAGCGAAGCUCAGAGGGUUGUCAGGGAGCUUCACAUGAGGCCUCCUUGGGAUGGGGGCGGAACGUUCCGUGCCGAGGUGAUUUAUUGAGCAACAUAUCAAUGUCGAGAUACCUGAUCAUGAACAAUCACUC
Messenger RNA from Tricharina praecox, 1557 nucleotides. RefSeq lists its product as uncharacterized. The transcript is spliced from 3 exons. Lineage: Eukaryota; Fungi; Ascomycota; Pezizomycetes; Pezizales; Pyronemataceae. The record is from RefSeq and is a predicted model, not a curated record. Bases 249 to 1514 code for a protein of 421 amino acids.